This is a messenger RNA of Penicilliopsis zonata CBS 506.65, 1821 nucleotides long. RefSeq lists its product as hypothetical. The transcript has a single exon. Bases 1 to 1821 code for a protein of 606 amino acids. Lineage: Eukaryota; Fungi; Ascomycota; Eurotiomycetes; Eurotiales; Aspergillaceae. The record is from RefSeq and is a predicted model, not a curated record.
AUGUUCGCAACCACGAACACCGUCGGUGAGGAAUACAGCCCAGAAGGCCCCGGCUUUCUGGCCCUGUUGGCGGGUCUCGACUCGUCUGCAGGGGCCGCGAUCUUCUUCGCGGUGCUGUCCCUCCUCUGCGUUGUGGUCUGUUUCGUUGACCACAUCGCCGCCCAGAUUGUCGCCGUCACCGGCAAACUCGUCCUCCACCCGGUCAAGUCCUGUGUUCGCCUUGCGAGUUGGCUCGUCAUGCAACUCGCCGCUAUCCGCUCCCCCCGUGAGCUCCGAACCAGACUUGCUGUUGCCAAACACCGGGCAACAAGAUUCCUCGUCGAUUCGAUGCUCGCCCAGUUCGUCGCCUCCGCCGAUAGAUGGUUCUUCCCCCCUCACCGACCUCAAGAUACGGUCUUCCGGUUGUUCGGCACGUAUAUCGCUGGCUUGACCGCGUAUGGUGUCAUCCACGGCACUUUGAUGCCCUACCUGUCCGGGUUCUUCGGCGGGUGGACAUCAGAGUACGGGGAUUGGUCGCCAUACUGCUUGGGCAUGCUCAACGAAUACAGUGACGGCGUCUGGUUAGAUACGCGUCAAUGGUCGCAGGCCGUCUACUGCCUCGGAGAAGCGUCUGGGCUCGAGCUUUCGGCCAUAAUCUUUGAGGACUUGGAGUUUGACCGGUUCCUCGACAGCGAAUUCGCCUUCGUCCUUGCUUUCGCGGUCAUCUGUGUCUCGCCCGCCAUUGUCCGCGCCUUCUCUAUCGCCGCUUCUUCCGACGCACCGACCGAGCGUGCUGACAGUCUUUCGACAGAAGCAGAGAAUGCUGACGGCGAGACACGGCUCUUCCUGACGUCCCUUUCUCCACUGGUUUUCCGGUUGUGGAACGUGAUGGCUGAUCUUGACAAAAUCAUCAGCCAGUACAAGGGGAUCGUCGCUGCCAAGAUGGAAGAGCUUCGGAUGGCCAAGCAGGACGCUCAAGGAAGCCGGGCUAUCGCCAAGCAGCUGACUGACGAACGGGAUACCGCCGUUCAGAACCGAGAUGCACUGUCCUCCGACCUUGAGGUUAAGCUCUCGCGGACCCUUCAACAGCUAGCUGAAGCCCGUGCUAACUUGGGGCAAGAGGAGGAACGUGCCAAUGUGCGAGAGCGGCUUCUCUCCGACAAAGUCUCGAUGCUGGAACGUCAGCUUUCCCUUCGGCCGGCCCAGGUGGAGUCCAAGUCCCUGAGUGAGUUCGAAACGCUCAGAGCCGAGCUCGAAUCCGUUCGAGCUCGGAAUGACAAGCUCGCCGCCAUCGAGCACCGCCUGGCCGCCGCUGAAGCCCGGGAGACCGAAGCCCGCAACCAAAAUCGCCAACUCGAUGCCAAAUGCCAGCUUUUCGCCGCCCAGAACGCCGAGCUUGUCGCCAAAGUUGAAAGUGACGAGAGACGUCUCCCAAUCCUCGAGCAACGCUCACAGGAGCUUGCUGUCGAGUGCGCCACUUUCAAGAAGGGAUACGAUGACGCCGUUUCGCAGGUCAUCGACCUUCAACGACAGCUCGCUGCGACACAGGAGGCGGCCGACAACAAGAUUCGGGAACUCCAACAAGAACUCGCCGACGCCAACCUGAAGAACACCUCGCUCGAACUCGACUAUGAGAUGCUUGAGGCCCAGUUCGACGAUGUCCAGGAGCAGGCCGACGUUAGGCUGCCGAUGGAAAUCGCAGAGCUCAAGCAGCAGCUUGGUGUUGCUUCGAUUCGGCUUGACCAGGGUCAAAUGCGCGAGGCACAGCUUUCAGGGACCGUUGAGAACCUGAAAACUCAGCUGUCUUCGCAGGAGACCCAACUGGAGGACAAGCAGGUGUAA